CCCUAUUAAUUGCCUAUGUUUGUUAGCUCUGUAGUUGCCGUCUUGGAUCAAUCGGUAACCUGCUCCAGUCCAUUCGCCACCAAUCCACCCUUUCUUUCCCUUCAAGAUCGGCAGCAAAUCGAUAUCGACGAAAUGGACGGCUUUGCUCGCUCUUCUUCCUUCAGCUCCUCUGCUUCCUUCCCGUCUUCCACCAGGAGAGGCAGGGAGAGAGGCGGCCGCCGAUGCACUGUGUCUCUCGUGGUAAAAAGAGUCGUGCGUGCUGUGCUCACAUGUGUUUUUGCAACAGUUGGUUCACUAGUAGGGGCAAUCACCGGCGCUCUUAUCGGCCUAGCUACUGAGAGCGGCUUAAUACGUGGGGCUGGAAUUGGAGCUAUUUCAGGGGCAGUCUUCUCCAUUGAAGCUGUUGAGUCAUCUCUCUAUUUGUGGAACUCCAGGGAAUCAGGAAUUUGGAGUGUUUUAUAUGUGCUUGACAUAAUUUGUAGCCUAUUGAGUGGAAGAAUUGUUCGAGAAAAGGUUGGCCCAGCGAUGCAGAAUGCAGUGCAAAGCCAGAUGAGUGCUAUUAACUUGCCCUCGAUGGAGACUUCUGAUUUAUUCGAAAUAGAUAGCACGGCAUGUGGGUUAUCCAUGGAUUCUGUGAGAAGGCUCCCAGAAAUCAAAAUUACUGCCGCAAAUAUUGAAGCUGCAGGGGACAAAUUCUGCUGUUCAGUAUGCCUGCAGGACUUCCAAUUCGAUGAAACAGUGAGGAGUCUGCCUCAUUGCCAACACUUGUUCCAUUUGCCAUGCAUCGACAGUUGGCUCGUCAGGCAUGGCUCUUGUCCACUUUGUAGAAGAGAUAUCUAGAUGAUUUAACCCCUGUAAAUUCCUCAACUAGAGAGUAACUUGAAUUCUAUCUUUUAGUAGAGUAAUUGUUUUUUUCUUCUACAUUUCUACUUGCUCACCUUUUGUUUGCACAUCCUCGUGGAUCGUGAUAUUGUAGCUAUAGAAUGCUUAUAUAAGAUGCAUAAUUUUGUAGAGUAAUCAGCAAA
Molecule: messenger RNA, 1025 nt
Organism: Zingiber officinale
Lineage: Eukaryota; Viridiplantae; Streptophyta; Magnoliopsida; Zingiberales; Zingiberaceae
Product: NEP1-interacting protein 1-like
Exons: 6
Coding region: 16-840 (274 amino acids)
Source: RefSeq, a predicted model, not a curated record